CUUGGUGAUAUGCCCUGGCAUCAGUCAGAGGUACUGGGGAACCCAAGUAUGUCUGUACAGGUGUCAUCUUACAUGUGUGCCUUACAGUGCUGCAAGAUAUGUGUCCAAGCUGGUGAGGUUACCAUCAGUGCACACACAAUCUCAUCAGAGAUACUCUCACAACUCUAUCAUUUCAACCAUCUACCUGACAAUUGGACCAUCCAUCCAUACCAGCCU
Pisolithus orientalis is the source of this 216-nucleotide messenger RNA. RefSeq lists its product as uncharacterized. Lineage: Eukaryota; Fungi; Basidiomycota; Agaricomycetes; Boletales; Pisolithaceae. The transcript has 3 exons. The record is from RefSeq and is a predicted model, not a curated record. The annotation marks the transcript as partial.